This is a messenger RNA of Aspergillus tubingensis, 1014 nucleotides long. RefSeq names its product oxidoreductase family, NAD-binding Rossmann fold protein. Bases 1 to 1014 code for a protein of 337 amino acids. The transcript is spliced from 3 exons. The record is from RefSeq and is a predicted model, not a curated record. Lineage: Eukaryota; Fungi; Ascomycota; Eurotiomycetes; Eurotiales; Aspergillaceae.
AUGGAGCCACGACCUAAUACCUCACUCUACGCAAAGAUUUUCCGAGAACCACCGAUCCAGGUGAUUGUAGGGAGUGCUAAGAGCUCCUAUUUUGUCCAUCCUGACGCCUUGUCAUGGUGCAAAAACUCGGCACUAAGUGCGCAAAUCGAAGGGCCAUGGAGGCAGCACGGAGAUGAAAGUCCAAUUGACUGGUCCGACUUCGAUGAGCAGACAGUCGAAUGCGUCUUAAGCUACCUUUAUACGCAAGAUUACUACGUUCCGCAGUUGGAAGUUCCUCCUGAUGAUAGUUGCAAAGACGACGAUGACGGCAAAGCUCCUAGUGGAAUCGAGCCGUCUACGCCCGAGUCUGUACCCGAUGAUCAUGAAACACUUAACAGACCACUAACACCCUUGAGCCGGUGCCUCAAGGCUGGCCUACCGGCAGAUAAUAACCAUACUGCUGCAGGCGCUUGCACUUACCGAGCAUCUCCGAAUCCUGACGAUCGCCUUGGCGCUGAAAUACUGAUCCAUGCGAAAGUAUAUUGCUUCGCACAUCGUUAUUGUAUCCGUGAACUUGAAGACUUCGCACUCCAACGUCUCACGAAGGUUCUUAUUAUCAUCGAUGCAGAAACAGAGGCAGUGUUUCCGUAUCUCGCAGAUGCUAUCCGUGUUGUCUACGAUUCGACACCAGGAGCGAAUUUACAAGAUAAUCCUGCUCGGAAGUUGUUAUCCCAGUAUGUUGCAUUGAAUUACACUAAGUUGGAAAGUGAGAGCUUCGAUCAAAUUAUGGCAGAGGGUGGUGAAUUCAUGGUGGACUUAUCGCACAAGUUGGCCAGGCGGCUCAACAUGAGUGGGAUAGGUGCCGAGACUCUGGUGGAACAAAUUGAUGAUCUUCAAUUACAGAUAAAUCAGUUGAGUCUAGAUCUUCAUGAACAGGUAACCCAGCUCAAUAGUGCGAGGAAAGAAUUGAUGGAGUGGGAUAGCUGGAAUCGAGGGAUAUCCGGAAAGUAUAAAAAGGCAAAAAGGAAGGUGUAA